AUUCUUUCUUCGCUUUUGACUACGGAGUCGGAACUGUGAUAUUUAUUAAAAAUCUGUCGAUAAUUCUAUUUAAUAAUCGACAUUAUCAUGAUCGUUGUAUUAACAAUACAUGCUGCACCUGGAUAAAAGCAUUUAAGUGUUCUACAAGUUUGUGAUAAACUAUUAAAAUGUCUUCAAAGGACAAAUGGGUUCGCCGGUUUUCAGUUGACGAAACAUCGCGACACCAAAAUGGGUUUACUAUUUACAAAAUCACUUCUGUUUUGUUCCCGAUCGAGUCGCCUGAAGCGGUCACAGUGGUAUCGGUGUGGAAGCGGUACAGUGACGUUCAAAGACUCCAUAAGAGCAUGAAGCUGCUCCAUGCGGGCCUUCACCUGAGGGGGACGAUACCCGUGUUAGCUCAGAGUAGCUACUUCAAGCGUUUUCAACAAGAGGUGAUCGAGGAGAGGGCAAAGUCGAUCAAAGCCCUGUUGGAAUUUGUGGCAGAACAUCAACUCCUAUUUACAAGCACAGACUUCGUCAACUUUCUUCAGACGGGCUACCCCGAGCCAGAGUCCACGGGCGGAAUCAUCAACGCCAUCAGAUCAUCUCUUCAUCUGCCUAUAGAGGAGACGCCGCCAUUGGAGUACCAGACCGAUGAUGAUUCAAGAAGUCCAGUACACACAGCACGCCCAGCACAGUCAAGCAACCUUAUAGACGACAGCCCUCAAACCGCAGAUGAAAUGGACAGCAUAUCAAGAAUACCAAUCUACGAAGCGGACCACAUAGAAAUUAAAACCUUCCCAAAACUAUCAGACAGUUUCGAAUCAUUAAAUUCCCUAGACAGCAUAAAUAGCGACCUCUUUGAAGAACUAAACAAACUGGCCGUCGAUAAAAGCAAACCGCUAGUGAAAAGUAAAUCAGUGUUGCCGGACUUAAUUAAUUUUGACGCGCCGUCGUGUUCUAAAUUUGAAGAUUAUCACACAAUGCCCGCGAGAGUACCAGAUUCGGAUACAAAUUCGUUGAGUUCCAAUUUUGAAAAUGAUUCUAGAAGAAGCAGUUCGCGAGUGUCCGUUUAUAGUAAAAGAAGUGUAAUGUCUCUUUCUAACGUUGAGAGUAAAACAAAGACGGAGGAUAGUUAUGUGUUCGAAGCGGGUUAUAUGUUGAAUUUGGCGACUAGAUGUGAAAAUUUGGGUGAUUAUCAAAGGGCGUUCGAGUGUUACAAGUCUGGCAUUGAGAAAAUGCUAAUCGGAGUACAAAAUGACUCGGACCCCCAGAGAAGGGCGUUAAUAAAAGAGAAAACAAACAAAUAUAUAACAUAUGCUGAGGAAAUUUAUAAAAACCAUCUCCGUGAUGCCGAACAGAGUCUAUUAACAGAAAGAGAGGACUACACUCGCCCCCUCCACUGCCCCAUUCCGAUAUCAAUGCUGAAACGUCCGUAUGAAGAGCUGUCUUCGUAUAGAGUUUUAGCUAUAUUGGGGUCAAGUAUAAUGCUGGUUCUCCAUAAAACGGAACAGACUUGCUAUGCUAUGAAGGUCAUCCAAAAAAUUCCCAACAACUUGACAGAAUUCGACGAAUACUUCCACCAAAGGCCCGACGAAACUCGACAACCAAUUUUAACAACAGUAAUUCCAUACAUGGUCCCUUUACACGCCUACGUGGAAACAAAUGACUUAAUAUUCUUAAUACUAUCAUACGCACCGGGCGAAAAACUAUUCGAUUAUAUAAAAAAUUACGCAAAAUCCAUACCGAAUACGCCGGCGAGGGAAUUGAAUCUAGAAAACGUUUUUCCGAUAACUGAUAACGUUACAACGAAAACCGAUAAUAACGUUUCACCGAAAUUGAAUUCUGAAAAUAAUAAUCCCAGUGUCGAAAUUGAGACUGAUUGCAUGGAGAAUGUUGAGAUUUCCGUGAACGAUUUGGUGUUGAAUUCUAAGAGACUGUUGGAGAAUGUUGAUAGGGUGUUGUGUGAGCCGAAAUUGUUGGAUAAGACUGAUUUGGAUAACGAUAGAGUUGACACUUCGCCGAUUAUUAGGAUCUCUCCCCGCCCUGUAGACGUGUUACCCCCCUCUGCGGUGUGCAAAUGGGCCGCGGAAAUAUUGACAGCUUUGGAGAGUUUACACAAUAGCGGAGUCGUUUGCAGAGAUUUAAACCCAUCAAAUAUUUUACUGGGAGCUGGUGGUCAAAUAAUAUUAACCUAUAUAAUUUCAUAUCCCGGUCUGGAAAUGUCUCUGGCAAAGUUAAGUCCGUCUGUCAGUAUGUACAUAGCGCCUGAACUGUACGUGAACACGAUACUUGAUAACGAGGUGGAUGAAAAAGUAUGCGAUUUUUGGAGUUUCGGUGCUAUAAUGUAUGAGUUGUUGUGUGGCGUGCCGCUAUCGCACUACCACAAAAAUAUAUUCACGAGUCAUACAAUACUAUAUCUGCCGGAUGGAUUGUCUGUCGAGGUGGAGUCAUUGUUGACACAGCUCCUAACUUACGAACCCUCCGAGCGUCUCGGCGCCGGCAAAGAUGGCAUACAAGAGAUAAAAAAUCAUCCCUACUUCAAACAUAUCGACUGGAAGGAAGUCUACGACAGCUGGGUAGUGCCGGGUUGAAUGUUGAAGCUGUAGGUGCGAGGUUCGAUUCCGUUCGGAACUAUUUAAAUACGGACGCCAUUUUGUUUGUCUUGGUAUUUUUUACAUACAUACAUACAUUGUAUAAUCACGUCUAUGUCCCUUGCGGGGUAGGCAGAGCCAACUGUCUGGAAAAUAAUGACAGGCCACGUUCAGCUAUUUGGCUUAUUGGUAGAACUGUGAAAAGUGACAGGUUGCUAGCCCGUCGCCUAAAAGAAGUAUCCCAAGUUUAUAAGCUUAUCUCUUAUUCGACUUUUACGACAUCCAUGGGAAAGAGACGGAGUGUUCCUAUUUUUUUUUUAUAAACUUUUUAUAAAAUGCAUAAUAAUCUUUUUGGAAUACAUUCUGAGAUUUUAAUACAUUUUGGGCACAUUGCAUAGAAAAAUAAUAUAUGUAUAUACCUAGGUGCCUUUAUAAAAUUGUCGAUGGAACGUUCUAGUAGUUACAGUUAUCUUUAUUUUAACACUAUACGUGGUAUAUUUUGUUUUCGUUGAUAAUUACAAGUGUUAACUGCUCGUUUUCUCAACUCUGUAGUAACAUUUUUUACUUUUUGAUAAAUGCAUGUUUUCUUAAUUUUUGCGAACAUUAAAAUCCAAAGUAACAUUUGGAAAUGAAACCGAAACUUUUGUAAUGGAACUUUGUUAAACUAUUUAAUAAAUAAUACAGGUUAAUAACCGUGUACGUAACUUACUUUUAUUUUAUCCUCGGACAUUUAUUAACGCUCGGUGACUAAGGAUCACUGUAACAUGAAUAGAAUAGAAUAGAUUUAUUUUCAAAAUUGGAUACAAGGUAUCACUUAUUGACGUCACAUCACUUAAAUCUAAUUAUAACUACUGCCGCUUCCAAAGCGCAUGUGUAGAAGAAGCGGCGGAACAAACUACACUGCAGCAUUUUCAUCGGACGUCGAUAUACAAAUAUAGAUCUCUUAAAUCUAAAUCAUGGACGAAUGCACACUGUCUACAUUAAAAAACAUGAAUGGAUGUAGAACUAGUGACAUGAUUAGAAACGUCCGAGAUAAAAUAAAGGUACGUUACGUGCGCGUUUAAUGCCUGUAUUAUUAAUAAAUAGUAUAAUGCAAUGAGAGAGUUUAAAAAUCAUUAAUAUUUGUUAAAAAUUUAAAAUCCAGGUUCUUUCUAGUUCCAUGUACAAACGUGACAUUUGGAUAACGUGAUACUUAAUAUUUAUAUAUUUCCUUGUCUUUGUGUAUUAUUCUGUGUAUAUAUGAGCUUUAAUUUUUUAAAGCUGUUGGCCAGAAAAAUAAGAGCUAUAAUUUAAAAAAAAAAUGUCGCGUUUGUAUUUCUUUUGUUUGGAAACAUGACAACUUAAACUUUGUAUCUCAGAAACCCUGCAAAUAUACAGCUUAUUUCAUUGUAUUAUCAGUUUAUGUUUUUAAGGAGAGAGAAUGAAGGUAUACUGAGCGAUUUUGAUUACUGGCCGUUAUAAGAUAAUAAUAAUAAGUGAGAUAUGUAGAAUUAAUAUAAUUUAGUAGUAUUGUUUAGGUGUAUGCUUUAAGCCCUUCAAAAAAAAUUAAAUUAAAUGAUUAAUAAAUAAUCAGCCCUCCUAAUGAUUAAUAAUUAAUAAUCGCGGUUGAGAAGCAAAUUCUUCAAAGGAUGGUCCUGUUUUCUUUAGGUUUAGAGACCCAUUCUUCCUUCUUUCCAACCUUGGCUGGAUCAAGUCUUCUGGUUUAUCUCUGUAACCUGAGUUCAUCUUUUUGAUCUCUUCAGUUCUGUAAAAAUCCUUUUCCAUGGCGUCAGCGCGCAUUUUCAAUUUAUUAAAAUUAAAUUGACGUUGAAAAAUUGGGUGGGCGUAUGUUACUGGUAUCAUACCUAGAAUUUUCGAAAAUAUUUACUGUUGGGAAUUAAUUUAUUAGUAGAAAAGCAUUACAAUUUAGACAUUGACUGCCUUAACUUUUGAAGGGAUAUCUAACGCUAACAUAAGUAUUAUUUUUAAGAGUUUUAAGUAAAAUAUAAGAAAUAUAUAUUAACAGAUGUUGUA
This is a messenger RNA of Amyelois transitella, 4586 nucleotides long. RefSeq names its product ribosomal protein S6 kinase delta-1. The record is from RefSeq and is a predicted model, not a curated record. Gene Ontology annotation, molecular function: phosphatidylinositol binding; protein kinase activity; ATP binding. The transcript has 12 exons. Gene Ontology annotation, biological process: protein phosphorylation. Bases 168 to 2573 code for a protein of 801 amino acids. NCBI's taxonomy places the organism in Eukaryota, Metazoa, Arthropoda, Insecta, Lepidoptera, Pyralidae.